AUGGCUCAGAGAAGGAGGCAGUCAACGGCUCAGGAUAUCGAGAACACCAGCGUUGGUCACUCGCGUUUUCUGGCGGAGGCGUCUAGGAAGGAGAAGUGGAAGGACACUGAUGCAGCAGGGGAUUCUGGCAACGACGCUUCCCAAGUGGCAGCAGAUGAUCUCCAAUCUACCACAGAUGGCAAAGGCAAAUUGUCACCGACGUCAUCCCAUCUCUUCAAGCUCAUCCUCCCGCUAGGGCAUCUGAGGACAUGCAGCAAGGCAUCACAGCUGCAAUCCCGCACGUCGAGCCCCUCUUCCGUUGUAGCAAAGCUCCCCCCACCUACGAUCUUCCUGCUACACCCCUCGCAGCCGCUCUCACAUCUCAGCCGGCUCAUCGCCGCCUCACUCGCGCCUGCUACGCCAACUAUCUCCUUCCGGAGUACCUCCCCGGGUGGGAAGACCUACCAGUGGUCCGACUCGACUGAUGUAGCAGACUUUAUUCGGGACGCGGCUCGUACUACCGAAUUUGAGAUCUGUGUGGAGGAUGAGCAGUACACGCAGGUGGCGGGAUCUAGAGAGGGGAGCGCAGGCACCAAUGCUCAUCCUUCCCAGGAUGCGCGGUCCAGCAUUCGUGUGGAGAUCCCCUCGUUCGAAGAUCGUACGCGGUUCCUGAGGCGGCGCUUAACUGUGAUCGAGGAGGAUCUGAAGAGGAUGGAGGAUCUCAAACGUAAGUGCGACACUGAGGCUGACCGAGGUGCCCGCAGGAUGGCGAUGGGUGGGUUCGGUAUGCUCGUGGUGUACUGGACGGCGGUUGCUCGCUUGACGUUCUGGGAUUUCGGUUGGGGCGUGAUGGAGCCUAUAACAUACCUCUCCGGUCUAUCGACCGUUAUUCUUGGAUACCUGUGGUUCCUUUACCAAGGGCGCGAAGUUUCCUAUUCCUCAGUAUUGCAGCGCUCUAUCUCUGCACGCAGAGAGGUGCUCUACCAAGCGCAAGGGCUCGACAUCGACCGCUGGACCGAUCUCGUGAGCGAGGCGAAGCGGCUACGUAAGGAGAUUGGGGAGAUCGCGGAGGAUUACGACGAGCACCGGUGGAAGGUGCGAGACGAGACGAAGACGAAGACGCAGGACAGCCACGGAGAGCCUGAGCCUGCAUUGGCGCGGAAGGGGGCGAAAGAGUAG
Messenger RNA from Sparassis crispa, 1158 nucleotides. RefSeq lists its product as hypothetical. Gene Ontology annotation, biological process: mitochondrial calcium ion homeostasis; calcium import into the mitochondrion. The transcript is spliced from 4 exons. Gene Ontology annotation, cellular component: mitochondrial inner membrane; uniplex complex. The record is from RefSeq and is a predicted model, not a curated record. NCBI's taxonomy places the organism in Eukaryota, Fungi, Basidiomycota, Agaricomycetes, Polyporales, Sparassidaceae. Bases 1 to 1158 code for a protein of 385 amino acids. Gene Ontology annotation, molecular function: uniporter activity; calcium channel activity.